Molecule: messenger RNA, 4553 nt
Organism: Dermochelys coriacea (leatherback sea turtle)
Lineage: Eukaryota; Metazoa; Chordata; Testudines; Dermochelyidae
Gene: CDC37L1
Product: cell division cycle 37 like 1
Exons: 7
Coding region: 98-1096 (332 amino acids)
Biological process (GO): protein folding; protein stabilization
Cellular component (GO): cytoplasm
Molecular function (GO): protein-folding chaperone binding; heat shock protein binding
Source: RefSeq, a predicted model, not a curated record
CGGCCGGAGCUGGUAACGGUAACGGGCCUGCGCGGGGGGAGGAGCCGGGCUGGGGGGGGCUGAGGCGGGGCCGGUGCCGCGCGUCUCUGCGGCGGGGAUGGCGCUGUGGCUGCCGCGUUCCCGGGGUCUCCGCGCGGGGGAGGGGCCGGAGCCGGAGCCGGACCCGGACCCGGACCCACCCCCACCCUGCGCGCCCCGCCCGCCGGACCCGCAGAUAUAUGGUCAUGGGAUUGAAUUGGCUUGCCAAAAACAAAAGGAGUUUGUGAAGAGCUCUGUGGAAUGCAAAUGGAAUUUAGCAGAAGCUCAGCAGAAACUUGGUAGUUUAGCAUUGCAUAAUUCUGAGUCCCUCGAUCAGGAACAUGCCAAAGCACAGACUGAUGCUUCAGAAUUGAGACAGAGGGAGGAAGAAUGGAGACAGAAAGAAGAGGCAUUAAUACAGAGGGAAACACAAAAUCUGUGGAAUGCAGAUUCUGUUAGCAAGGAUGUAUUUAAUAAGAGUUUUAUUAAUCAAAAGAAAAGAAAAGAAAUAGAAGAUGAAGACAAAUCCAAAUCAUUCAUGCAGAAACAUGAACAAAAAAUUAGGCAUUUUGGCAUGCUAAGCAGAUGGGAUGAUAGCCAGAGAUUUUUGUCUGACCAUCCAUACCUUGUAUGUGAAGAAACAGCUAAAUAUCUCAUCUUGUGGUGUUUUCACCUAGAAGCUGAACAGAAAAGAGCUCUGAUGGAACAAGUAGCACACCAAGCAGUUGUUAUGCAGUUUAUUAUAGAAAUGGCCAAAAGUUGUAAUGUGGAUCCCCGAGGCUGUUUUCGUCUAUUUUUCCAAAGAGCAAAAGCAGAAGAAGAAGGUUAUUUUGAGGCUUUUAAAAAUGAACUCGAAGCAUUCAAAUCAAGAGUGAAAAUCUCUUCACAAUCACAAAGUUUUCAGGCAAUGUCAGUUGAGAAUCCUGUUGCCCAUAUUGGUCUCAGUUCCUUAGGCAUGUUGGAGUUUUUGCCACAGACUGAAGACUCUCUUCAAAGCUGCGUAAACACAGGUCUCUUUAAUUUAAACUCAUUGGUACACCGAGAUGAUGAGGAACCCAAAAUGAUGGACACAAUAUAGUAAUGUUAAGACCGAGGCCAAGUACUUUUGUUACAAAGAAAAGAACGUGGCUAUUUUCUUGACACUUACUUUUCUGAGUGCUGCACUUUAUUUUUUGUGUUUGUUUUUUGGAAGGAGGGUAAUCCAGAAACACAUUUGUCAUUUUGUUUGAAAAUGUGCUGCUAGAUUUUUGGUUCCCUUUUAGGAGAGGGGUUCUCAUGUUACCGAAUGUGAAACUGGAUGUUUUUUCUGCUACUUAAACUUGCCUUUAUUCUUAAUUUUAGGAAUCAAAGUAUGACAAACAAAUCUGCACAAAUACAAUGUUUACGAAAAGUGGUUGAUUCUAGUUGGAAUCUGCUAUAGUCUUUUAUUAUAGACAUGGAUGUGUCUUGCUCUGUGAAUACUAAAGAUCACAAUUGUACUCAUGCUAUACUGCUGACAUAGUAAGCACUCAAAUCCAAUUUUAUCAUAUUAAUAGCAAUAAAUCAAAAGCUGAUAUCAACUUGGAGGCUCAGAUUAAAGCAGUGUUUUUUUACCUCUACUGCAGGGAUUAAAAUUUUUACUUUAUGCUUUUGGACAAAGGACUUAUUUCUGAUUGUCAAGUUAUGUACAUUUUAGAGACAAAGUAUAUAAUUGCUUAGAAGUGAGUUUUGAGCCGCAUUUCUAGCAGCACACUCUCACUGAGAAGCUGAUUCUUCUGCCUAAUAUUUAGUGUUAACUUAAAAUAUUAUGGUUUCAUAACAAAGAUCCAGUGUGAAUAUAUAUUUUGGGUGAGAGGGUGGGGAAAACAACUUCAGGAUAAGAUUGUACUGCAGCCAGGAUCUCGCCUUCAUACUAGUAAUGAAGAAAGCCUGGGUGCCAAACACUGACUGAACAGUAUUGAUUUAUAAUUCAGAUUUGUUGUGGUAUUUCAAGCAUUCCUCAGUUUAAAAGGAAAGAAUUCUGUUUCAGUAUCAGCUGAAUGAUGCCAAGUGGUUAACUGUUGAGAGUAACAAUAUAUAGGGCAGUAUCUUAAGAGCCCUCUGCUUUAGACCUCUGCAAAGAUCAAACUUUUUAAUAUUUCCAGAAUUUUGCCAUAAUAGUCUUUGCAAUCCAAAACUGCUAUUAAGCUUUCCUAAUUAUUUUCAUGAGUUUUUUCACCUGUGUAUACAAUCUCUUUCUAUCUGGGCUAUUUCAGUAUAGAACUGACCUUCCCUGAUACCACAGUAGAAAUUCCUAGAUAUUUUCUCCUUUUACAGCGAAGCAGCAAUAUAUUAGUUCUUGAGUCACAUUCUCUACUGCUUACUAACAUCUUUGCAUUGCUUAAGUGCAUAAAGGGGCUGGAAAGCAGCCAGAUUUCCUCAGCCUACAGAAUACCCAGGCUGGUGCAGAACUAGCAUUGCUGGCCAGCUUCUAAUGCAGUCCCUCUGUAGGCACAAGCGAAGAGAGCAAGUUUGAAGAACUACUUUGUGAUUUGGCUUUUCUUUGCUGGUGGAUGGCCACAGGCAGUAGUUGUACCUUGGAGUGGCCCCUAGUCUGUCCUAAGGCAUGCAGACACCAGUGUUGGCACAGAACCAGUGCAAUCAUGGAACUGCAACCACUUCUUCUCUGGUCCCCUUCUUUGUCCCACUGUGGCCAGCACAAUAUGGGUCUUUGCCUCCAUGUUAUGUGAGGAUUAGACCAGUCACAUGCUUGGUUAUAGAGAACCAUAAGAGCAUUUCUUCUUUUCAGUACAAUAGAAGCCUUAUGGAUGGAAAUUUAGGGGUGAGAACAGUCAAGCUUAAAAACAUUUUCUGGAACUUCGUUGGAAUGUCUGUCAGCCUCUAGCAUGAGGGGGCUGAUCUGUGUUUCUGAUAUGAAACAAAUUUAGUGGCACAUUCUAAUUUUAGGCCUCCAGUAUACCGGCUUAAACACUUGUGAUCUCUCUAGCAAUCCCUUAUUGAGAGAAGAUAACCGCUCUCAGUAGACUCUAGCCAAAAGCUGCAGAGAAUAUAAGAGUAUAUUCUCCAAUAUUAUAAAACCUGUUGCAGCUGAGUAGUGUGAGUGGAAUACAGUGAAGGAAAGAUCACAAAAGGGCAUGUCAUUUCUCUUAUUAACUUCCCCCUCAGAAUGACCAGACAGUAGGAGAAAUGACCUAGCUAUGCAGUAGUUCAUCUAAACACAGUUAAUCCCUGUAUCCUAUGGUGACCAUGCAGCCUUCCUUGUAGAAAGAACUGAAGUUCCAUCUGCAGGUGCCUAAGCCCUAACAUUGCUGGCAUGUGAAGGACAGAACACACUUCUGCUAGGGGUAAGAAGCCUCAGGGCCAUCUUGGAGAAAGGGCAGCCAAUAUCCUGUUCUUAGGAAAAGUGAAAUGUGUAUUUAGACUAGUGCAAAGGUGGGAAGAGCUGUUGCUUUUUGUCUGGAAAUAGACCAGAAACCCCAGUAAUGCUGGUAUUAAAUGGAAGUAUAGAACAAAUCAAGGUUUUUUUAUGGGAAUGCUAAGACAACUGUCCAAAGGAAUCUAGUCUCCAAGGAACAUGUGAAUGCCUAGAGGUGUGUCUAUGGACAUAAAGGCUGAUGGCUGCAAAAUUAGUCUCUUUUUUUAAAAAAAAAAAAAAAAAAGGACCCAAACUGAAUAGUACCUACCUCAACAGCCUUAUGCUUAUAACAAACGAAAAGCUUUCCAAAUUCUUCAGAUGCUUUUCUUGGACUGUGUCAGUACUGGUGGUGUUAAUACUUUGGAGUAAAAACCCUACUGUAAAGUAUUUAAACUAUGCAGGCACUACUACUAGAUGACCUGUUUGUUGGAUCAACAGCAGUGAGGAGUGAUGCUGUCAGCAGCAUAGUCUGCUGCCAGUUAUACCAGAUCCAUAAAGUUGAACUAUCUGGAUGUGAUUGAUUGACUUCUGUACCUAGAUCUUGCUGACUAGUUUCUGAAGAAGUGGGAUUGAGGGAAAUGAAAUCAGCAGAGUCUGUAAGGCUGAAAAAAUGGGUAUGAGAGUUCAUUGUAAAGACCAGCAGUAGCUACAAAAAUCUGGACUGCUGGGUAUUUGAAAGAGCCAAGCUUAGAGGGUUAUUGACCUCAGCCAUCAAAGUCCAGUGUGGAAUGGGAAUGAGGCUGGUUCUCUACCACCAAAACAUGCAGUGUACUCAUCUCUAUUAAUCUUAUGGGAGAGACUGUUACCCUACUGUUUUAAUAUCUCUGCUCUAUAACCUCAUUAACUGAGGAUUAAAGUUGCACUCUACCAUACCAAAUGUAACCAGAGUGUAACCAGUUGGACUCUUCUAGGUGCAACUAGGUAGUCAGAAUUUUGUUAAUGUUGUAACUUGGUGGAGUGAAAUAACAAAAAAGGUCAGUUUUGUAACUUUAAAUGUGGAUAAAAAGGCUUCAAGAUAGCUUGACAAAACAUAGCUAAUAUGUUUAAUCAAAGCAGCUUGAAGGUAUACUCUUGUGGCAAGAUUCUCCCCCUCUGCUUUGGAAAUGAGAUUUAAUUUUCUGUAAUAAAGCAUUUUAUUGUA